AUGGAUGAGGCUCAAACCGAUGUUGGCCGAACCGACAAGAUGUUUGCUUUCGAGGACGAUGACAUUGUGCCUGACAUACUAUGUCUGUCUAAAACACCUCGUUGCAGCCUACCCCUGGGAUCAGUCAGAACGACGGCAGAGAUUGCACAUGGCCUCUCCGAGUCCAAGUUUCUGUGGCUUACCACCCACUUGAAUGAUCCCCUUACUGCAGCUGUUGGUGACAAAGUUUUCGAAAUCGUGGAGCGCGACAACAUCGCCCAUCGUGCUGCUGAGCGUGGCGAGCACCUACGUGCUGGGCUAGUCAAGCUUCAAGAUAAAGGAUCGUUGCAUUGGAGGCCCCCUAGAGCGGAUUUGGGCCAGCUCAUCUCCAACGAGGCUCGUGUACUGGGCCUGUCGUGCAACGUUGUGAACUUGCCGGUUAUUGGUGAUGUCUUCCGGCUUGCUCCUCCGGUAACCGUCACUGCGAACGUCAUUGAUGUGGGUCUGAGUAUUCUGGACGAGGCCUUCGCAAGCAUCCCAGCACGUUCGCUAGUGAACCAUAGAAUAGAAUAA
Neoarthrinium moseri is the source of this 552-nucleotide messenger RNA. RefSeq lists its product as uncharacterized. Bases 1 to 552 code for a protein of 183 amino acids. NCBI's taxonomy places the organism in Eukaryota, Fungi, Ascomycota, Sordariomycetes, Amphisphaeriales, Apiosporaceae. Gene Ontology annotation, molecular function: transaminase activity; pyridoxal phosphate binding. Gene Ontology annotation, cellular component: mitochondrion. The record is from RefSeq and is a predicted model, not a curated record. The transcript is spliced from 2 exons.